Molecule: messenger RNA, 549 nt
Organism: Rhodamnia argentea
Lineage: Eukaryota; Viridiplantae; Streptophyta; Magnoliopsida; Myrtales; Myrtaceae
Product: transcriptional regulator TAC1-like
Exons: 1
Coding region: 1-549 (182 amino acids)
Source: RefSeq, a predicted model, not a curated record
AUGGAACCGGGGAAGCCGUGCUCGGAGUCGUCUAGCGAAGAAAACGAUCCGAUUGAGCAACCACCGAAGGAGGAAGGGAGCGUCAAGCGGUCCUACGAAUGCACGUUUUGCAAGCGUGGUUUCACGAACGCCCAGGCUUUGGGUGGUCACAUGAACAUCCACCGGAAAGAUAGAGCCAAGGGAAAGCAAGCUCCAGGUGCUGCUCCCACCAUGAGGAAGACCUAUGAUCCUUAUGUUAUCGCUUCUAAUCAUAUCGGAUCGAAGUCUGGCCGAGUGCCCCUGAAUUAUGACCAGGGCAAAGAUGAGGAAACGCAAAGGAAUCACAGUCAGAAGGGUUUGCAAGCAUCUGCUGUGAACCCUAAGAAUUAUCUUGAAAGUUGUCAGUGCGUGCCGAGCUUACACUCUUUGCAAAGAGGAGAUGGCAUUCUAUUGGAUGCUAGUCUCAGCCUGCGAGUCGGCCCGUCGAACAUGGAGAGCGCCGGUGAAGUGGAGCGAGCUGAGAAACUGGAGGAAGUCGAUUUGGAGCUUCGACUCGGCCGUGACCCGUGA